This is a messenger RNA of Neoarius graeffei (lesser salmon catfish), 742 nucleotides long. RefSeq names its product H-2 class II histocompatibility antigen, A-Q alpha chain-like. Gene Ontology annotation, cellular component: MHC class II protein complex. NCBI's taxonomy places the organism in Eukaryota, Metazoa, Chordata, Actinopteri, Siluriformes, Ariidae. Gene Ontology annotation, molecular function: MHC class II protein complex binding. The record is from RefSeq and is a predicted model, not a curated record. Bases 1 to 717 code for a protein of 238 amino acids. Gene Ontology annotation, biological process: immunoglobulin production involved in immunoglobulin-mediated immune response; positive regulation of T cell activation; peptide antigen assembly with MHC class II protein complex. The transcript has 4 exons.
AUGAAGCUCUGUAUGAUUCUCGUCCUUUUACCGAUUCUGCGAGUGAAUGCUUCCUUUGAGGUCGGGCCCUUGUUCACUACACUGUCUGGCUGCAGUGACUCUGGGAACGAAUCCCAGUUCCUCGUGAGUCUGAAUCAGAAUGAAAUAUUGUAUGAAGAUUUUGAGGCCCAGCAACAGAUCAGCAGAUUGCCUCCAUUUAUCGGUCAACUGGAUCUUCCAGAUUUUUAUGUGACAGCAGUUAAUAACAGAGACAGAUGUCUUCUGAACAUCAAGAGAACGAGAAAAUUGGUUGGAAGUCCAGCUGAGUCCGAAGAGCCUCCAGAAGUGAGCAUCUACCCAAAACACAACAUAGAGUCUGGAGUAGAAAAUAACUUCAUCUGCUUUAUGAAGAAUUUCUAUCCUCCACACAUCAAAGUUAACUGGAUGAGGAACGGUGAGUCAGUGACAGAGGGAGUGUACAACAGCCAGCUUUCAAUGAACACAGACGGAACUUUCAAUUCAUUCUCCAUCCUGACGAGUUCUCCGACUGAAGGAGAUGAAUACAGCUGCACGGUGGAGCAUGAAGCUCUGGACUCACCUCAGACUAGAACAUGGGGUGAACCAGUGGUAAUUCAGAGUGUAAUUCCGACGGUGGUGUUUGCAGUGGGAAUUGCUGUUGGAAUACUGGGAUUAGCUAUAGGAAUGUUCUUCAUCAUUAAAGCAUCAUGUUCCUGUUAAACUUUUUAACAGGAUCUGUAUGAAC